Molecule: messenger RNA, 3368 nt
Organism: Sclerotinia trifoliorum
Lineage: Eukaryota; Fungi; Ascomycota; Leotiomycetes; Helotiales; Sclerotiniaceae
Source: the annotation of a GenBank genome assembly
UAACCAGUUAAUCUUGGAAUCCAAUACGACAAAAGAGCUUCAGUAUCUACAUUAAUCACUCAUUUCAAAUUCUAAAUUGCUUGGCCUACGAAAAUCUGCUACUGCGCAAGCAUCUGUUCGUGAUAGUCUGCCAUAAUGGCUUCUCCACCUCAAGUCGUGGAGGAUCAGGCACGACUCCUUGAAGAUGCUUUGAAUGUCGUUCGCCAACAGACACAACUCAUGCGACGAUGCUUGGAAAGUCCUGGGAAACUGAUGGAUGCCUUGAAGUGCAGGUAUGUCAAUGAAGAUGAGCAUUUUUUAUUUGGCUAUGUAAUUGCAGUGACUAUAAUAUUUGCGCCAGGCGAAAUGAUCUUGUGCUGAUUUGUCUCUUUCGAAAUCCAGUUCAACACUUGUCUCCGAGCUACGAACGAGCAGUUUAGGGCCGAAACAGUACUAUGAGUUAUAUAUGGCAGUGUUUGAUGCUUUGCGACACCUAUCCUCUCAUCUCAAAGAUUCUCAUCCGACUCACCAUCUUGCCGACCUUUAUGAGCUUGUCCAAUAUGCAGGAAAUAUCGUCCCUCGGCUUUACUUAAUGGUAACAGUUGGCACAGUCUAUAUGGGUGUACCAGAAGCACCGGUCAAGGAGAUAAUGAAGGACAUGAUGGAAAUGAGUCGUGGAGUACAACAUCCAACUAGAGGGUUGUUCCUCAGAUAUUACCUUUCCGGGCAAGCUCGCGAACAUUUACCUCAAGGUGAUGGAGAUGGACCGGAAGGCAAUUUAACAGAUUCGAUAAGUUUUGUUCUUACUAAUUUCGUGGAAAUGAACAAGCUUUGGGUACGACUACAGCAUCAAGGUCACUCUAGAGAGAGAGAAAUGAGAACGCAGGAAAGGAAGGAGCUCCAAUUACUGGUCGGAAGUAAUUUAGUUCGAUUAAGUCAAUUGGUUGAUCUGGAUGUUUACAAGAACACUAUUUUGCAGCCACUGCUAGAGCAAGUGGUGCAAUGUCGGGAUGUUCUAGCCCAAGAAUAUUUGCUAGAAGUAAUCACACAGGUCUUCCCUGAUGAAUACCACCUUCACACCCUAGAUCAAUUCUUGGCGGCUGUAUCAAGAUUGAAUCCUCAUGUUAACAUGAAAGUCAUUGUUAUAGCAAUGAUGGAUAGACUUUCUGCAUAUGCUGCUCGAGAGUCAGAGUUGAGUUCUGCAGGGGACCGCGAGAAGGCGGAGCAGGAGGCUGUCGCUAAACUACUCGAGACAACCCGGUUGAACAAGGAGAGUCAGGCUGGUGAAUCAAAGCCGGAGUCGACUACAGCGCCGGAGGCCUCAAAGGCGAAUGGUGAUCGUCCGUCGACUGAAACCAAUGGAGCCAGCACAGACUCGAAAUCCAGGGAACAAAUUGACGAUAGCCUUAGUGUAGCCCCCACUGAAGUUGAGACGCAAUCUGUUGCUGAGACGAUCGUCAACGAUGAUGCUAACAACAGGCAAAAUGCUGUUCCUGAAAACAUCAAGCUGUAUGAAAUCUUUUUUGACCAAGUAAUGCAUCUUGUUGCUUCCCAGCGCUUGUCAGUACAAGAUACCUUGGCAUUGUUGGUAUCGUUAGUCAAUUUGGCACUCAAGGUCCAUCCGGAUCGUCUCGACUAUGUCGAUCAGGUCCUCAAUUACGCAUCGGAUAGAGUUAGGGCAUAUGCCAACACUCCUGAAUUACAUUCUCCAGAGGCACAGAAAAAUAUACUAAAUUUACUCUUAACACCCAUCACCUCUUACGCCUCUAUAUUCACAGCAUUGUCCCUCCCAACUUACAUCCCAUUACUACAACUUCAAAUAUAUCCAACACGUCGAGCUGUUGCUGGUGAAUUAGCUCGUACUUUACAAGCAAAUUCAACUAAAAUCUCUACUGUGGUCUCACUGGAAGGAGUGCUCGAAGUUCUUAAAGUUCUGAUCAAAGAAGGAUCUCAAAGUCCGGCGAAUUACGUUGGAGUACAGCGGAAAUCCGUUGAGACUGAUGAAACGAUAGAAGAGCAGGGCUGGCUAGCUAGAAUCGUUCACUUGAUCCAUAGUGAUGACAACGAUACACAGUUUAAGCUUCUGCAAACUACCAAGGCCGCUUACUCGGAGGGGAAUGAACGUGUGAAGUUUACAACUCCAGCUCUUAUAACCUCGGCCAUGAAGCUCGCGAGACGGUUUAAGACAAGGGAACAUUUUGAUGAUAACUGGGAAUCACAAAUAUCUGCGCUCUUCAAGUUCAUGCAUUCGACCCUUUCAACUAUGUAUACCCGAGUCUCCGGGUCUGCCGAGCUUUGUUUGAGGCUAUUCGUGGCUUGUGGUCAAAUUGCUGAUCAGACAAAUUUUGAAGAGGUUAGCUACGAAUUUUUCGCCCAAGCAUUUACCAUCUACGAAGAAAGUAUCAGCGACUCCAGGUCACAAUUUCAAGCAGUCUGCGUUAUCGCAUCCGCUCUGCAUGAAACACGAAAUUUCAGUAAAGAAAACUAUGAUACCCUCAUUACCAAGUGUGCUCUACAUGGUAGUAAGCUUUUGAAGAAGCCUGAUCAAUGCCGUGCUGUCUUCUUAGCGAGUCAUCUUUGGUGGGCCGUGCCUAUUGCAGCAAGGGGCGAAACAGAUGAGAAGAAUGUAAGUUUCUGCAGUUAAUAUCACAAUCAGAAUAAUAGCUAACAUGCACUAGCUUUAUCGUGAUGGCAAACGUGUUCUCGAGUGCCUUCAACGGGCACUUCGCGUUGCGGAUGCAUGUAUGGAUACUGCUGUUUCAGUGGAACUUUUUGUGGAAAUCCUGAAUCGUUACGUCUACUAUUUCGAGCAAGAUAAUGAAGCUGUAAGUGCUCGCUGAUAUAUAUAUAUUUUCAAAAACUAUAAUCUAACAUGAUUCGAUAGGUCACAACGAAAUACCUAAAUGGCCUUAUUGAAUUGAUCCAUUCAAAUCUCCAAGGCAAUCAAGAUUCGGCCACAAUUAAUGAGCCAAGAAAGCAUUUCCAACGUACUUUGGAUAACAUCACUUCUCGAAACUAUGAAGGUGUAGUAACGACAGCUGCACCUUAGACCAAGCUCAACGCCAUUUUCUUUCUUUUAUUAACACCUUUCUAUAAGCAUGGAAUGGAUCAUGAUCGAUGUAAAUUUAUGUGAGAUGGUUGGGGUUUUCACCCUGAGGGAGACAGAGAAGGGGAAGAGAGAGCGAGACCCUGGGUAUGAUAUUUUUGGAAGGCAGCACUUAUGUUUACGAAGACAAAAUAAUGCAGCGAUUGUACUUAGAUUUGAUUUGGCUCGUAUUAAGCAAAAAAGUGAUGGGUUGAUUUAAUUUAGCAAGCAUAGCUAUAGGCUAUGUAAAAAGAGAUGAUAAUUGAAAUAACUCUGAAUACCUAAGCGUAGCUAAGACUUCAAA